AUGCAAGAACUUAAAAGCGAAAAGCAAAGUUUAAUUACACUGCUGAAUACUUCAGGGCGAAAAUGCGCAGACAGAUCAGGACAAAGGGAUACAAAACUUAGAAAGCGAAAAGGAGAGCCUGUCAACUACAUUAAGAAUCUUGCAACAAGAUUUGGUAAAUACUCAGCACAACAAAUG
Molecule: messenger RNA, 177 nt
Organism: Paramuricea clavata
Lineage: Eukaryota; Metazoa; Cnidaria; Anthozoa; Malacalcyonacea; Plexauridae
Source: the annotation of a GenBank genome assembly